CCGACCGUCCCCGUCCGAUUCGUCCCGCAGAGGGGAGCCUGUGAAGAGGCAGAGCAUAGCUUCGCUGCAGAAACAGCGGCAGUGUGGAUCCAUGCUCUUACCCACAGACCCCCCUCCGAAACCGGAUCCCAUCACAACAGAGACUGUUGUCUUCUGGGGGCUACGGUUAUGGCAGGUCGUGGGGAUAUUUUCCAUGUUUGUCCUUGCUAUUGUGAUCACUCUCUGCUGUAUCUUCAAAUGCCGUAUUCCCCGCACGAAAAAGGAGAUUGAGGCACGACAUGCCCAAAGACUAGCAGCGAAGACCUACGCGGACACACUGGAGACAGUUCCUCCCCUCAGCGAACUCACAGAGAUACCAGGCUCUGCAAAAGUGGAAGAAAAAGAGGUUGAUACAGUGGCUGGAAAAGUGGACGAGAAGGAAGGGAAGAAAAAGAAAAAGGCAAAAGAAGGAGCAGAAGGGGAAGGGGAUGGUGAGGAAUCUGGAGAGAAGAAAAAGAAGAAGAAAAAGAAAGAUGAGGAAGAGGAGGAGCCACAGGAAGAAGAGGAAAAGAAACCAAAGAAAAAGAAGUAAACAACUGUCACGCAUCUUUACAAA
Engraulis encrasicolus (European anchovy) is the source of this 595-nucleotide messenger RNA. It is a transcript of the gene tmie, whose product is annotated as transmembrane inner ear. Gene Ontology annotation, biological process: inner ear morphogenesis; sensory perception of sound. The record is from RefSeq and is a predicted model, not a curated record. The coding region runs from base 92 to 571 and encodes 159 amino acids. Lineage: Eukaryota; Metazoa; Chordata; Actinopteri; Clupeiformes; Engraulidae. The transcript is spliced from 4 exons.